Messenger RNA from Trichosurus vulpecula (common brushtail), 1815 nucleotides. It is a transcript of the gene CCDC17, whose product is annotated as coiled-coil domain containing 17. The transcript is spliced from 14 exons. Lineage: Eukaryota; Metazoa; Chordata; Mammalia; Diprotodontia; Phalangeridae. Bases 1 to 1815 code for a protein of 604 amino acids. The record is from RefSeq and is a predicted model, not a curated record.
AUGGCCUCGGGCCCAGAGGAGCGAGGGGAGCAGGGGACCCCAGAAUUGUUUCCUUGCUCAGCCUGUGACAUGGUUUUCCCUUCAAGGACUCUCCGGGACAGUCACACCUACCGCUUCUGCAUUGGCCACCUCACUCCAGGGGUACCCGGGGGCCGAAGGGAGAGCCCAGCCUGGCCCUCAGCCUCCCUCCCGCUUGACAGAGAAGGCCGGUCACAUCAGCCCAAGGAUCAACUGGAGACCCACCAAAAAACCACAGGCCAGGGGGAAGCCAGUGGGGCCACCCUGAAGAGGCUGACAGAUGAGGUUCAAAGGCUUCGGGUGUCGCUGCAAGAGAUGGUGUCUCCCCAGAAGGGCACUGCAGGGUCCCGGGCUCACCUAGAAGCAGCCUACGCUCGUCGUCUGGCAGAGAUUGGAGCCCGAACUCGGAGUCUGGAGAAGCACCGAGAGGAAAUCAGGCAGCAGCUUGGGGGCCUGGCUGGGGGCGAUGCUAGCACCAACGUCCUAGGGCAGGUGAUGCUGGUGAUCCAGGCCCAGGAGAAGAGGACGCAGAUGGCUCUGGACGUGCUAGGGGAGCGUGUGGAGAAACUGCAGGCACGGACUCAGCCAGAUCUCCCAGCUGCGAAGAAGGAGGAAGGGCCAGACCUCAACCUCUUGGCCCUACCACCCAGUCAAGGGGUCUUGACUUCAGAGAUUCGGGCCCUACAGACAUCCUACCUGCAGGCCGGGGGCAGAGACCCUGGAGUCCUGGCCAAGCUGUGGGAGCUGCACCUCGAGGCUGCACUUCUGGAGGGGAGGCCUCAGAAGAGGCAAGCGAAGGCCGCUGCCGGGCCCCGGACACUAGACACCCAGCUGCAGGCCCUAGAAGCUAUUAACGGGCACUUGGAGACCGAGAUCCUGGCCCUGCAGACUCAGAGAGGACCCCGGAGAGCCCAGCAGGGCCCAUGGGAGCCCCAGCCCGAGGAGGGGAUUGGCCUGCUCCGGAGAAGAAGAGGAGGCUCUGCCCAUCUGCCACCCCCUGUGGCUCCCCCGCUGCCACCCCCUCCCCCAGGACUCCCCAGGGACAGCCCUUUCUCAGGCACGAUGGAGACCACAGGAGCCUCAGCCCAGAGCCGCCACCUCCUGCCCCCACCUGAUGUGCUGGGCCCAGCUCCUUACGACCCAGGGGCUGGGUUUGCCAUAUUCUACGACUUCCUGCUAGGACUGGAGCCUGAGUGGUCACAGGUGCAGCUGGUGACAGGGCUGGCACGGGGCGGGCAGGAAACGGGCCCCAGCACUGCCCUACCCCCCAGUCCCUGUCUGCCGCUGCCCCCCACCCCAGGGGCUCCCUUGGGUAACUGUGCCAUCCUGGCAGCCAGGCAGCCUGUGCCCAGGUUACAUCCCUCCCAGGCUGUGACCCUGGUCACAGAGCUUCAGGCCUGGGGCCUUUGGGACAGAGGCCAGGAGCCAAGGCCCCAGGCUUGGACCAAUAUACAGCUGUUUGACUGGGAGCAGAGAGUGCUGAGCGGACACUGGAGGCUGCCUCUGAGAGCCCUGCCCCGGGCACCGAGCCUUCACCCCAGGCAGCUCAAUGCCAUCCCUCAGGCUGGCCAGAUCGAGCUGUACCUGAGAAUAGCAAAUGCAAGAGACGCUGAGAUCCAGGCAUUGGCCAAAAUCGACCCAGCUCAAGGCCGGGAAUACCGCUACCUGCCCACCGUACCCAGCUCAGCCUCUCUGGAAGACAGUAACCUGUACUCCCACUUCCUGGGACCCCCCAGCCUGCUCCCCUCCCUCUCUCUAUCCGAUGGCUUCAAUGACCCUCCUCCUGCUUCAGAGUAA